Neurospora crassa OR74A is the source of this 1032-nucleotide messenger RNA. RefSeq lists its product as hypothetical. Lineage: Eukaryota; Fungi; Ascomycota; Sordariomycetes; Sordariales; Sordariaceae. The record is from RefSeq and is a predicted model, not a curated record. The coding region runs from base 1 to 1032 and encodes 343 amino acids. Gene Ontology annotation, cellular component: nucleus. The transcript is spliced from 2 exons. Gene Ontology annotation, biological process: rRNA processing; ribosomal large subunit assembly. Gene Ontology annotation, molecular function: nucleic acid binding; exonuclease activity.
AUGGGCAAAGCGGCAAUAGGCCGUCAAGUCGCCGAGCCCAUCGUCGUCUCUGACGAGUACAUGCAGUACCUGACCAAGCUGAUUCCGUCUACACCGGAACUCGUAAAGGCCGGCUUCGUAGUGAGUCCGCUCACCCCGACGGAACUUCAAGCGAAGGUCAAGUGCAAGAACUGCCACAAGAGAUCGCCACCACCCCCUUCUCAAUUCCGCCCCGCCGUCGCCAUCGACUGCGAAAUGGGCGUCUCCUCCGACUUCGAAUCCGAGCUCAUCCGUUUAUCUCUCAUCGACUACUUCUCCGGCCAAGUCCUCAUCGACCGACUCGUCCGCCCCAAUGUGCCAAUGCAACACAUGAACACGCGUUACUCUGGUGUAACUAGGCAGGAUCUCCAAAACGCCAUACGCAACGGGACUUGUAUUAUCGGUGGCCUUGAAGAGGCGCGCAAAGAGGUGUGGAAGUUUGUCGGGCCGCAGACUGUGGUGAUUGGACACUCGGUAAGGAACGAUUUGAGUGCUUUGAGGUGGAUACAUAAUCGGUGCGUGGAUAGUUUGGUAGUGGAGGAGGGGGUGAGGAAGAAGAUCAAGGCUAAAGAAGAGGAGGAGGAAAAGGAGAAGGAAAAGGUGAGGGAAAAGCAGAAAGAGGAGAGGUUGUUGGAGAUAAGCUUGCAUUGUGGCCCGGGCAUGGCGGAGGAAACGAGAAGGAUGAUGGAGGAGGAGGAGAUUAAGGAGAAGGAGAAGAUGAAGAAAAUGAGGGGGAAGAGGGGGGAAGAUGGCAUGUCGUUGAAGGCGCUGACCAAGAAGAAGCUUGGUCGUGUGAUUCAAGAUGCUGGGAAGAAGGGGCAUGAUAGCGUCGAGGACGCUGUGGCGGCUAGGGACUUGAUCCACCAUCAUAUUUUGGGUCUGAUGCAGAAGGAUAGGGAGAAGAAAGAGGCCGAGAGCGAGGUCAAGGGGGAGGCCGAGGCUGCUUUUGCUCAGGUACUGGCGGAGGGUACGAGGGAUGCGGAAAUGGGUUCUGUUUUUGCCGCUUUCCCAUGA